Messenger RNA from Salvelinus sp. IW2-2015, 1758 nucleotides. Lineage: Eukaryota; Metazoa; Chordata; Actinopteri; Salmoniformes; Salmonidae. The record is from RefSeq and is a predicted model, not a curated record.
GUAAAAUGAACUUUAACCUUCUUGGUUCAGCCUCGCAGUGAUUUUUCAACAAGCAUGGCGGCUAUAGGAGUACAUUUCGGAUACACAUGUGCCUGUGUAGCUAUUUUUAAGGAUGGCCGAGCGGAGGUGGUCGCCAAUGACGCCGGGGACCGAGUCACUCCCGCCGUGGUGGCUUACCGAGACACCGAACAGAUAGUAGGGAUUGCAGCUAAGCAGGGUCGUGUCCGAAACGCAGCCAACACUGUGGUUAAAGUCAAACAGGUGCUGGGGAGGAGGUGAGUACUACCCAACACUGCGUUGUCAGACUACCCAGCCCUGCGUCGCAUACUACCCAACACUGCGUCGUCAGACUACCCAGCACUGCGUCAAUGCCCAGCACUGCGUCGUCAGACUGCCCAGCCCUGCGUUGUCAGACGGCCAGCCGCGGUCGCCAGACGGCCCAACACUGCGUCCCAGACUACCCAACACUGCGUCGCCAGACUACCCAACGCUGCGUACGCCAGACUACCCACGGCUGCGUCGCCAGACUACCCCGCGCGCGUCGCCAGACUACCCCUGCGUCGCCAGACUACCGGCGCUGCGUCGCCAGACUACCCGGCGCUGCGUCGCCAGACUACCCGCAGCUGCGUCGCCAGACUACCCGGCGCUGCGUCGCCAGACUACCCGGCGCUGCGUCGCCAGAACUACCCGGCGCGCGUCGCAGACCUAACCCGGCGCUGCGUCGCCAGACUACCCGGCGCUGCGUCGCCAGACUACCCGGCGCUGCGUCGCCCAGACUACCCGGCGCUGCGUCGCCAGACUACCCCGGCGCUGCGUCGCCGAACUACCCGGCGCUGCGUCGCCAGCUACCCGCGCUGCUCGCCAGAUCGCGCGCUACGACAGUACCCGGCGCUGCGUCCGCGCAGACUACCCGGCGCUGCGUCGCCAGGACUUACCGCAGCUGCGUCGCCAUCAGCUGUCCAGCGGGUAGGGUGUAGUACCAGAGUCCACUUGGGACAGGGCCCCCCUCUCAUCUGUUGUUGUUUCCAUAGAGACGGCUCAGUCGCCUUGGGCGCUGACGUCACAGAGGCUGUCAUCAGUCCCUUUGAGUUCGCACAUGCUCAGAAGGCGGCGUUGAGCGCUGCGGAGGCAGCAGGGUUCCGUGUGUUGAGGCUGAUCCACGAGCCGGCUGCUGCUCUACUGGCGUACGGCAUCGGACAGGACUGCCCUCUGGGAAGAGCCAUGUCCUGUGUGUAUAAACUAGGUGGGACGUCUCUGAGCGUGACGGUGCUGCAGGUGAAUGGUGGAAUGUUCCGGGUUCUGAACACCCAUACAGACCAGAUCGGAGGAGAGAGCUUCACAGGCGCCCUGGCCCAGCACCUGGCUGCAGAGUUCAAACGGUCGUUUAAACAGGAUGUUAGUAGUAACGCGCGGGCCAUGAUGAAGCUGAUGAACGGAGCGGACAUGGCCAAACAUUCUCUCUCCACGCUGGGUUCUGCUAAUUGCUUCGUUGACUCGCUACACGACGGCAGGGACUUCGACUGCAACAUCUCCAGGGCCCGUUUUGAGCUGCUGUGUUCUGCCCUGUUCAACAAGAGUGUCCAACCAAUCAGAAGCCUGCUGGAGACGACUGGGCUGUCUACUAGCGACAUCAACAAGGUGACCCUGACCUACUUGACCCUGACCUACCUGACCCUGACCACCCUGACCCUGACCUACCUGACCCUGACCUACCUGACCCUGACCUACCUGACCCUGACCUACCUGACCCUGACCUAA